UAAACCAUGGUGGAUUCAGAGGCAGACGUUGGACUGGCACGUCCCUGCGCUCGACGUCCACCGGGCUCCUUCCUGGACUCUGGGAUUCUCCCUCCGCAGCCCGGCAGCUGGGACGCGUCGCUGGACAGAGGAGCAUUGAGCUGUGCCGUGUUUUCCCAGCAUGUUGCAGGGCAGAGGGAGAUAGAGAGGGAAUAAUCCAGGUGGGGGGGUGGGGGGUAGGGGGCACCUUACCACACUUGAGUGUUGGUCCGCGGGCUUCUCUCGCUCUCUCUCUCUCUCUCUCUCUCUCUCUCUCCGUUUCAAAUCGUCUGCACAGAGACCUGGGAGUAAUGGAGGGCUGCGUCGGGGGUGCUCGUCGCCUGUCAUGCUGGAAUCCUCUCGUGUCACAGACCUCGUUGCCUUUGUCUGUCACUGCCGUCAGAUCCACUGUGGGGUAGCGUGGACGGAGCCUCCUCCUCCUCCUCCUCCUCCUCCUCCUCCUCCCCCCCGCUCCCUCGCCUGUGCCCCUGGCUCCUCAUCACGCUCGUGUCUCUUCACCUCUCGUGAGCCGCCCCCCCCCCCCUCUCUGCUGAGCUCCCUCUAUCCUCGCUCUCCCGCUCUCUCCUCCUGCUCUACUAUCUCCCUCUCUUUGCUCUCUCAAAGCAGGCGGGCUGCUGCUCUAUCCGGGCAGCUUGCUACAUGAUCUCCUGGAGAACAGUUCUCACCGCUGCUCUGCCGCCUCACCAGUCCUGACAAGACUUUCACCUCCACAGCGGCAGGAUGCUCCUUACCGAGGAUUGAUCCCCGUUCGCCCCCUCUCACUCUCCCCUUCCCUUCCCUUGUCCUGAUCUCCUGCCCUCUGACCCUCACCCUCUUGUUCUCCACCCCCACCUUCACCUCGUCACCCUGACCCGAGCCUCUCUCCCUCCUAAUCCACCCGCCCCCCUUGACCAUGUUGCCAUGUGUCUGCUGGCUCCAACCUAUCCUCAUCUUGUUGUCCUCUGUCUUAUGGACCCGGGGGGAAAACUGCCCAGCAACCUGCAUGUGCCCGGACCCGCACACCGUGGACUGCAGCGGCCGCGGGUUGACCCGACUUCCCAAACAGAUCCCCCUGGAUGUACGCAGGCUUCUGCUGGCGGACAACUGGAUACCCCGCAUCCCCUCGGACUUCCUGGUUCUGUACAGCGACCUGGUGUACCUGGACCUCCGGAACAACUCGCUGUCCCUCAUAGAGCCGGGGACACUCAGCACUUCCUCCCGGCUGGUGUUCUUGGAUCUGGGCAGCAACAAUCUGACUGAGAUCCCCAAGGGGACGUUCGGGGAGUCCCGUAGCCUCAUCAAGCUACGACUGGGCAACAACCCGUAUCUGAGCAUGGUGAGUGAGGAUGCUUUCCUGGGCCUCACCUCUCUGAGGGAACUGGAACUGGAGCGUAAUGCGCUGUCCACCCUAAAGGUGGGGGCGCUGAGUCAGCUGCCCUCCCUGCGGGCGGUGAGGCUGGAGGGCAACCCCUGGGUGUGCAACUGCAACUUUGCCAGCCUGUUUGCGUGGCUGAUGGAGAACAGUCACAAGCUUCCUAAUGGGGUGGAAGGCAUGGAGUGCUCCCUCCCGAUGGACGGCCGGCGCGUGUCCCUGACCCAGCUCUCGCAGGACAGCUUCCGGGAGUGCCAGGCCAACCUGACUCUGACCGACCUGCUCAUCAUCAUCUUCUCGGGCAUCUCGGUGUCGGUGGUGGCCAUCAUGACCAGCUUCUUCCUGGCGUCGACUGUCCACUGCUUCCAGCGCUGGAGCAAAGGCACCAAAGGGGACGAGGAAGAGAGCGAAGAGUGAGGACGGAUUUCACUUGUGUUCUUCACGCCUACCCCCCCCCCCCCCUCCCCCGCCUGUGGGACCGGCACUUCAAACAAUGAGGGGAUUGAACCGUAGAAAGUGCAACAUGUGACAAGUAUCAUGCUGCUUCUGGUGAGGAGGAUCUCACCCCUGGUACGGUUGAGGGUUGUUGUCUUUGCACAUGGACAAGUCAGAAAUAUGGGAAACGAAAGGACCUUCCCAAGGAAUGAGCCAAAAACUUAGUGAGGCCCAGCUCCACGGCACAGGUGUGAGAGUGUGUGGUUAUACUUUAGGGCUACUGGCUCAGUAUUAUAGGCCUACACAGAUUAAGGCUAAAUCCUUUAUAUAGACAGAGUAACCGAUUUUUGAGAAGUGUUUCUGCAGUGCUUGCAGAGCUGUUGCUUUAGUCUUAAUAAGCCAAUAACGUAUCUUAUCACACGGACGUCCAACAGCAGAGUGUGAGUCCUGUAACGUCACAUCAGAGUAAAUCAGUUUAUUGACCCUUUAAGAAAAAGGAUGUCACAUCGACCAGCAACCUCAGUGAUUAACUGCCUGUUACAUGAUAUGCUGGCAUAUCCUGCCAUUCUCAGUGUCUUCUUCUGGACAGAUUCACUCACAGAUAUUCAAAAGUCUUUCCCCAGCAACCGGAGAAGGCAAACUGCUGUUGAAGGGAAGAGAUGUGUGGUAGCUGAUUCACCGUAGACAGAUCGAGUCGGUGUCUACACGCAGUAUAUUCACUAUGUAAUCCAAAACACGUAUGUACAAAAAGAAAACAAUGUGCAGUCAAACAAAUAUAUAAAUCUAAAAGAAUUUACUGUAUGUUCCUUAGGUUGAUUACAGUGAACUGUUUAGAAAGAAGAUUACAAAAUGUUAUAUUGAAAGUUAUGGCAGAUAUACGAUUUUAAAGUAGAAUCUAUAUGUAGAACUCGUGUCAAACAACGCACUUUAAAUGGUGAACCUAAUUUUUUGGCAAAACCCACGUAGACUGGUUUUGUUGUCACCUGCCAAAGAUUAGGUUUGAGCGAAGGAGAGAUUGGUUGUGGGUGAAGUUUGUAUUUAGAGGGUAGAGGACAUAGCUCCUGAAUAGAAGGCAGCGCUACAGCCAAAAUCACACUCUGUACACUCACACUGUUUCAUGCUCUCCAAAGCUUUACAUUUCCUUCCUCGUCUGUCUGAGACUGAGCCAGCUGUCGCACUCAGCGUCUUUCCUCCUCAUUCUACAACACAUAGUUAAGCGCUGUAUGAUUAAGGUUGGGUACCGUUCACGUUUUAAUCAGUUUAAUACCUGGGUUCUGGUAUUGCUAUCCGACGGCUCUCUGCGAUACCAGAACAAAGUAAUUCCCGCCGUCACAGUAAUGCACCUACAAGUUGUUUGUGGUCUGCUGGAAGAAAAGAAAAAUGCCAACCAAAGUAAAAAGCAAACCACGUUUUCUUCAGCCAUGACGCGUCCAAAUGGCAAAUUAAGUACGUGGAGUCAACUUCAACUUCCUUGUCGCUAGCUGCAGCUGCUGCCAGGCACUCUUCUUUCAGGCUUUUAAACACGAUGCACUCUUUCUAGAUUCAUCUUGUGUUGACCGGGUGUGUCAUCAGGUUUGAUGACUUGCCAUGGCCAGCUUCACGUUCCUCUAUACAAAUACUGCAGCUACCGACACUAGAGCCCGAUGCACACCUCCUCAGCAAUGUAGCAUCACUUGAUACGCAGACACAUUAACACACUGGUAUAAAUAUGUAGGCCACUUGCAGAGGCUCUCCACGGAUUCUACUUGCUCUCCCUCGCCCGGAUGAUUUGACUUGCUCCCUUGCAGACGGACUAAACGUGAAUCAGUGCUCGGUUUUUAGAAAAGCACGGUACCCAACCGUUUGUGUGAUUGUGGCUAGCAAGAGAUUAGUUUCUUGAGGAGUAAAUAAUUGUCUAUCGUUGUAUUUGAGAACUAAUCAAUAUGUAGCCGACAUCAUGGACUCUUUGGGCUUUUUUUGCAGUUUUACUAAAGAUCUUCCGAUAUCUAAAGCUGCUGAUGUCAUACCCUUGAGAAGUCUCAUAACUCUGUAUCCACAUCUGCAUUCACAAGAGCGACUCUUCAGUACAAACUAAAUUAAAUAAACACACUGCCCUGGAUUUGUUCAGGUUUCUGUUUGUUAUUCGCCUCCUGUGUAUUUAAAUCCUCCUUGAUUUGGAACGCACAUAACUGAAUACUUUGGAUUUUUCUCUCCCCUCCCCCUAAAGCUAAGGUAUGUUGCAUUGCUUCUCCAUUUGCUUCAUGUAAGGCAUGAAUAAUUCGGCAGAAUUGAGAUAUGAAGCAGAAGGAAUAUCAAGCCUUCUAAAUGCAAACAAGCGUAGGGUAAAAAAAAGAGCCGUGGACAAAUACUCAUCGUUCCUGUGUGCUCGACAACAAAAAAAGGAAAUCCAAAAGGCCUAUGUCCCUUUAGAGCAAGUCAUAACCGCCUCCCCGAGCACAUUUUGCAGAGAUGACAAUAAAUAAAUGUGGCCUUAUUUUUGGUUUUGUUUCCGUUGUUGUUUUCAUCAUUAGCCUCAAUAAGAGCACAACGAUUUCACGUGUAAUAGACGUGACCCCUAGGUCCCUUUAAAGGAUGUGUCAUAUCACAUGCUGGCUCCAGCCUGUAUUGUCACAGUAUGUUUUCAUUAAUGUGAGUCGUCACGCGUUGUGCUGACAGUGCCACAUCCUUAUAAACAGAGUUAAGACUUGUACCGUGUAGGUGUUAUGUAUUUGCCAGAGUUCAAACCAUGCGGGACACUUCCAGGACACAUUAUUAAUUAACAAAUGAUUAAUCAUUCAUACCAGC
Messenger RNA from Platichthys flesus (European flounder), 4609 nucleotides. It is a transcript of the gene lrrc38b, whose product is annotated as leucine rich repeat containing 38b. NCBI's taxonomy places the organism in Eukaryota, Metazoa, Chordata, Actinopteri, Pleuronectiformes, Pleuronectidae. The transcript has 2 exons. Gene Ontology annotation, cellular component: voltage-gated potassium channel complex. The coding region runs from base 932 to 1807 and encodes 291 amino acids. The record is from RefSeq and is a predicted model, not a curated record. Gene Ontology annotation, molecular function: potassium channel activator activity; voltage-gated potassium channel activity; transmembrane transporter binding.